UGCAAUCUGGCGCAGGUUCCGCCAAUCACGCCGUUACGGUACCUGGACCUUUUUUAUUUUUUGGCGGGACAAAAGGGACCCUUUCUCGCUACUACCGUGAUGAUCCCAGAUUCAUGAAUUAAAAACCCGACAUAAACUAGGGACACUCUCUCUGGACGAGCAUCUACCAUUCGUUAUCCAAUCCUUCUUCUGGGCGCAGUCGAGUCUGUGGACAUCACACUCCUUUGUCUCCCUAGUCCUCUCAACACACACACACCCUCUGUGCUAGUAACACGCUCUCACACGGAAUCGCCUCAUCAUCAUGGGUUUGCUCGCGACCGUCGCAGCGCCCCUUGAUCGCCUCCUCCAAGAUCUCCCUCUAUACCAGACCGUCCUCUUGGGCUUCGUAGCCCUCCUCCUCCUCUCAGUGGUCCUCAAUGUCACCCGACAACUCCUGUUCAAGGACAGAAAUGCACCCCCCGAGGUCUUCUCGUGGUUCCCGAUGAUCGGCAGCACAAUAUGGUACGGAAUGGACCCAUUCGACUUCUUCUUCACCUGUAAAGAGAAAUACGGCGACGUCUUCACCUUUGUCCUGUUGGGCCGAAAGGUCACAGUCUGUCUGGGCACAAAGGGCAACGAGUUCAUCUUGAACGGGAAGCUGAAAGAUGUCAACGCCGAGGAAAUCUACACCGGCUUGACCACACCAGUGUUUGGAGAAGGGGUGGUGUACGAUUGCGAAAAUGCCAAAUUGAUGGAACAGAAAAAGAUGGUCAAGUUCGGUCUCACCAUGGAUGCCUUCAAGUCCUACGUCGAUCUGAUCUCCUCGGAGACCAAGUCCUUUGUGGAAAACAACAAACUGUUCAAGGGCUCAAGAGGCAGUGUCGACAUCGUGCCCGCCAUGGCCGAACUGACCAUCUACACGGCGUCCCGAUCGCUGCAGGGCAAAGAAGUACGGGCAAAGUUCGACUCGACGUUUGCCGAUCUGUACCACGACCUGGACAUGGGAUUCGCGCCCAUCAACUUCAUGCUUCCCUGGGCUCCUCUCCCGCACAACCGCAAGCGAGACGUCGCCCAGCGCAAGAUGGCCGAGACCUACAUGGAGAUCAUCAAGGAGCGACGGGCCAAGGGUGGAAAGCGCGAAGGCGACGAGGAAGACAUGAUUUGGAACCUGAUGAAUUGUUCGUACAAGGACGGCACGCCGGUGCCCGACAAGGAGGUGGCGCACAUGAUGAUCGCCCUGCUCAUGGCCGGCCAACACUCGUCGUCCUCGACCUCGGCCUGGAUCUUGCUCCGCCUCGCCACCCGGCCGGACAUCCAGGAGGACCUGCUCGAAGAACAGAGGCGCGUGCUGGGCAAGGACCUCCCUCCCCUGACGUACGAGGGUCUCCAGAAGUUGACCUUCAACGCCAAGGUCGUCAAGGAGACGCUGCGCCUGCACGCCCCCAUCCACAGCAUCCUGCGCAAGGUCAAGUCCCCCAUGACCAUCGUGGCCGACGCGCCCACCGCGACCAAGACGUACAUGAUCCCCACGACGCACGCGCUCCUGUCGGCCCCGGGGGUCACCUCGAGAGAGUCGGCCUACUUCCCCGAGCCCUUGCUGUGGGAGCCUCACCGGUGGGACGAGGGUCACCCUCUCGCCUACACCCAGAUGGGCAUGGAGAAGGAAGAGUUUGAGGAUUACGGUUACGGCAUGAUCAGCAAGGGCGCCUCUUCCCCUUACUUGCCCUUCGGCGCCGGUCGACACCGCUGCAUCGGUGAACAGUUUGCCUAUGUCCAGCUGGGGACCGUCUUGGCCACCAUGGUCCGACACGUCAAGUUCAGACAGCCCGAGGGUAAGGAUCUGGUUCCCACGGAUUAUUCGAGUUUGUUUUCCAGACCAAUGGGUCCCGCCGUUGUCGGGUUUGAAAAGAGAUGACAUUAUUCAUCAACGACACUGGGUGAUUUGGUGGCUUGUACGCCUGUGUAUAGAACAAAACCAAGGAUAGCCCUGAUAAUAACGUACCUUGUCUCUGUCUACCAACCUCGAGUUGUAUAAAGCGUCCAAUUUUGAAACGGGAUGAGAGAAAGAUGGUGUCAGAGACAGAGACAAGACAGCGACGGAGCAGGGUCCGUACAUGGGGCUCAGGAGUGAAGCAAAGGCGCCUUUGGAGUUUGGGUGUCAGAAGACAGCUAGAGAGAGAGAGGCGUCUCCGGAUUAGGUUCAUGGUUGAUGGAUGAUAAUUAAAAAUUACAUACCACAAGGUGACUUGAUAGAAUAUACCUG
This is a messenger RNA of Exophiala oligosperma, 2242 nucleotides long. RefSeq lists its product as uncharacterized. Gene Ontology annotation, molecular function: oxidoreductase activity, acting on paired donors, with incorporation or reduction of molecular oxygen; heme binding; monooxygenase activity. The transcript has 3 exons. Gene Ontology annotation, biological process: ergosterol biosynthetic process. NCBI's taxonomy places the organism in Eukaryota, Fungi, Ascomycota, Eurotiomycetes, Chaetothyriales, Herpotrichiellaceae. Bases 302 to 1894 code for a protein of 530 amino acids. The record is from RefSeq and is a predicted model, not a curated record.